Pseudomyrmex gracilis is the source of this 4462-nucleotide messenger RNA. RefSeq lists its product as uncharacterized. Gene Ontology annotation, biological process: peptidyl-serine phosphorylation; signal transduction. Bases 1114 to 4350 code for a protein of 1078 amino acids. Lineage: Eukaryota; Metazoa; Arthropoda; Insecta; Hymenoptera; Formicidae. The record is from RefSeq and is a predicted model, not a curated record. Gene Ontology annotation, cellular component: cytoplasm; nucleus. The transcript has 15 exons. Gene Ontology annotation, molecular function: ATP binding; protein serine/threonine kinase activity.
GAACUUCAGACAAUAUCUAAAUGUAAAGAUAAAAUCACGUAUGUGCAUCAGAGUAUCGACCCUGUCGAGCUGUGUGCGAUACCAAACAAACUCGUCGUAUACCGUCAUGUGCAGAUUACGAACUUCAGAGACGUUCAUUCAGUCAUUUCGGAUGAUGACGAUCAGAAAAUAUGCACCUAAAAUUGCUGUAACUUACUCCAAAACAAAAAAAUGUUUCCCCACGAACUGGUAGCUAAACUUUUUUCUCAAUCAAGUUUUGCAUUAAAAGUAACCGAUAAACAGUUUUGAAUAAAAGGAACUAUUAUAGAAAAAUCACAAACAAAAUUCACGUUUGCACCCGGUAAGAUAUUAAAAUGAAUAUCACAUGCAAAAAAACCAAUGUCAUAUCUUGGCUUUUAGCGCGAUAUUUGACGUGGUUUUCUUUUGCAAGAUACAACAGGUUUCUCACGUCGUGACGUUUUUGAUGUCAGCGAGUAAUGUGUGUUUUUUAUUUUUUUUUUUAACAAAGAAGUGAUUCUUGAAAUCUUACACAAUUUUCAGAGCAAUGACACGCGCGUGUAACGACGUCGCGCUCGCGAGAUAUGGAAUACAAAAUAGCUUGCGCGCGUGUGAAGAAAGCCUCGGCGGGGCUCGAAAGAGAGAUGCUUCGUAAGAGGGGAUUAUCAGGAGACGAAGAGAGAAGUGGUUGCGCGCAGGGGGGUUGAUGAACCAACGUGGAUCCUCAACGUUCUUUGCCGAGUCCGCCGUGUCCGACGCCAGAGUGCGAAGUGCUGUUAUGAUUCGAGUCUGGGCUCCGGAGUCGGAAACGGAGGAACGAUUCGUAGGGAGGUGAAUUUGCACCACGCCGGCUCGACACACGUUUUAGAUUCGGUUUCUCCUCGGACACGGGAAUUCAUUCGGUGAAACUCAUGCGAAAAACCUGAGACUUUUCUGUUCGGUUUUUUUUUGUUUUUUUUUGUUUUUUUUUGUUUUUUUUUUUUUGCCCCAAACACGCGCGCGGCGUGUACCAGACAUUCCACUCGGAUCUACGUGAAAUAUAUAACGACGAUUGUCGCGUUAUUUUUUUUUUUUUUUUUUGCACGCGCGUUUCCCGUUCGUUUUUCGUCAAAAAUCAUGAAAUGGCCUACAAAUUCAGAAGAUUUGGUGUUGAGGAAUGUAGGCGACGAAAGCACGGAUCAAAAUAACAACAUAACUAUGACGAGCGAGGAUUUGUUACAGCCUGGCCAUGUGGUCAAAGAACGUUGGAAAGUGGUCAGAAAAAUAGGCGGAGGUGGAUUUGGGGAAAUUUACGAAGGACUUGAUUUAAUGACAAAGGAGCAAGUCGCUCUUAAAGUUGAAUCCGCACGGCAGCCCAAACAAGUCUUGAAGAUGGAAGUGGCUGUACUUAAAAAAUUGCAGGGUAAAGAUCAUGUUUGUCGAUUUAUCGGCUGUGGGCGUAAUGAUCGAUUCAAUUACGUGGUGAUGCAGUUACAAGGAAAGAAUUUAGCCGAAUUGCGCAGGGCGCAGCCGAGAGGUGCUUUUUCACUUUCUACUACGUUACGCCUUGGUCUUCAAAUAUUAAAAGCUAUAGAAAGUAUUCAUCAAGUAGGAUUUUUACAUAGAGAUAUUAAACCUUCAAAUUUUUCGAUCGGUCGUCAUCCUUACAACUGCAGGCUAGUGUAUAUGUUAGAUUUCGGUCUAGCUAGACAAUUCACUACCGGCACUGGAGAAGUGCGACCGCCCCGCGCUGCCGCGGGAUUUAGGGGAACCGUCCGAUACGCGUCAGUUAAUGCACACAAGAAUAAAGAGAUGGGUCGACACGAUGACUUGUGGUCGUUAUUUUACAUGUUAGUUGAAUUUGUUAACGGACAAUUGCCGUGGCGAAAAAUAAAAGAUAAAGAACAAGUGGGUCUUAUGAAAGAAAAGUAUGACCAUCGAUUACUUCUAAAACAUCUCCCAUCUGAUUUGCGAGUCUUUCUAGAGCAUAUCCAGAGUUUGGAGUAUGCAGACAAGCCAGAUUACGGUAUGUUAGCUGGACUGCUUGAACGAUGUAUGAAACGUAGAGGUGUAAAACCGAAUGAUCCUUACGAUUGGGAAAGACCUUUGAUAGCUAAUGAAGGUUUAUCAACUACUAGAUCGUUACCCACAGUAGCUGUACCACCACCGCUUACCACAGCUACUACGAUCAAUCAACCUCCGACCACGAACGUCGACACCAAUAAUCAAGAGAAUGUGGAGCCAGACAAUAGAAAAGAGCUGGAUGCGCAAUUGGACAUUGAAAGUUUAUACAGAAGAAACAGGCAGCGUGGAAUCGAAGGUUCUCCAGUGCCAUUCGCAGCGGCUAUCAGCAAUCACGGCAGGGACAAAAAUUGCAAUGCCACGGUGCCAACGACCGAUAACACGCAUCAACAGGUCGCGCAGCAGACUAUGCCACCUUUACCAAGUCAAGGAUCUCCGAAAAAACGACGCGCUGUCUCGAUGGCUGUAGAAUCUCAACCUCCCCCGUCAGUGGAAAAGCAAGUGGAUAACGAGGGAGACGCUCUGAUGGCUUCCGCACGUUCCGCAUCCGAAGUUCCUCGCCACAAAACCGUGACCAAUGCAACCGCGCCGCUCAGGAAGUCAGCGAGCGGAGCCACAUUGCCAGCUACACUCGCCCGUCUGCGCAUUGCUACACCCGAAGGAACUUCCGGCGAAUUGCCGAGCCCUCGUAUACAAACGGAAGUCGACGCCUCUUAUUGCUCCUAUGACGUCACCAAUACCAAAUAUAUCGGAAACCAAAGCCCGGUAACCGAACAAAGGGAACCGCUCAGAAGAGAACCCAGGAGGAGAGCGGACAGUCGGCAACAAAUAAGAGGCGGACGUUCGGCUGUGCGCGAUUGUUCCAUCACACAAUUCGCGCAAAUAGACGACGACAAUGUGUCCGCUUUGCAGCAAGUGACCAAAGGCGGCGGAGGAUUGACCCUAGCCUCACAGUGGAAGUCGCAGUUUGACGAUUCCGAGGAGACCGACAACGAAUGGAAGGGUGAAAAUUUGCAGAGCCCCGAGCACAAGGGAACAAACGCCCCGUCUAUAGCGCCACAAACCGCAGGUAUCGUUGAGAGUUCGCAACAGCCAAACGCGAAUGUAAAAUCCAGCGCGGCUCAACCGAAUCCGCCAAAUGUGUAUCACCAGCAGUCGCUGAUGCCUACGGCGCUAUCGAAAAUAAGCGAAGAUUCGCCGAGACCGGUUGUGCCACACAGAUGCUUGAAUAUCGCGGGUAUCGAAAAAUAUCCCGAACUGCAAGGAGCACUUCCGCGGGCUUGGAGCGUUCCGGUUUUAGCGCCGCACGUUCGGGCUUAUCUCGAAGCUCCUUUGGUUCAACAAGCGGCGUUUGACGAUUUGCUGUACGAAGUUGAUGUUAUGAGAAAUGUCGCCACUCGAUACGACGAGCCGAGACAAACCGCGUCGGUCAGAAGAUCCAGUUUGCCGGCAGUGGCUUUCUCCUUUUCUGACGCAAUGUUCAACGCUCCCAGGGGUGACGAAGAGGAAGAAGCGGUGGCGGGGAGAUUGGAAAUCAGAGUGGUGGACGCGACCGGUGGUGCUACCAUUGUACAAACCAGUGCUGACAGAGAACCGUUACAAAAGAAACUAGCUAACGGCACAGCAGGUAGCCCAGCCAGUCCCAAUCCGGGGCCAGAAGAACCGUCUGUAUAUUACGAUGCUACCGAAAAUCGACCGGCCGCAAAUGCCGGUUUGCAAAAAGAGUCGACUAGUGUCACUACUGCCUCGACGACGGUACCAAACGCAAUACCACAUCGUGAUAAUAAGGACAAUAAAGAAAAGGAAACAUCUAGUAGGACAUAUAUGACUAGUAAAAUUCCGGUUCCCGUUAAGAGUCCAAGAUGUUCGCUAUCCGAAUCAAUGCCCGAGUCGAAUACUCCGCAUAUCAAGGCAGGAACUGGAAGUGACAUAGAAAAACUGUCGGUGCCCGCGAUCGCAACUAAGGAAAAGGAGAAUACCAGCUCUGCCGAAGAUGAAAAUUUAACCGGAUGCACACCCGCUUUGCGCCGCCGAAGACAAAGUGAAAAAUAUGUGACAGACGCUAGUCAGCUGAAUCUCCAAUUUCAAAGACCACAGCACAGAACGCGACCGCAGUCCGAGAUAUUGCCGAGGCUUUCUCCGAGAGGAGUGCCUUCCCAUCUUCUACGAGAACCUGGUAAGAAAUCCGAGGAGAGCAGCGAAAGCGAUUCCAAUAGCAGUGGACCACCAAGAUCCGCUCGUCAACCGCCUCCACCGCCCACAUCGUUGCCACCACACAUAGCAGAGAAUAACGCUAGGUGUCGCCGUUACUGGCCCAUACCAGAUACAACUGUUACUAGCAGAGAAUCGUGAGACUUGGUGUUCAAACUAACAGAUAGUCCCAUUUCUUGUUAAGAUUGAGAAAGCUUUACUGCUCAACUAAGAAUGUGAUAUCAUUUGGGGCAGCAAAAAAAAAAAAAAAAAA